CCUCGAAUUAGCAUAUGACAUUUGAGCUCCGGAAGAAAAAUAUGGAAAUGCGGAUGAGACACAAAACAUCUUUGCGAAAAUGAUCGGUAAAAGUAAAGCCACGAAGGUCGGCUGGUUUGAUUUGUGAAUCGGGAGAAAUGUUUAUAUACCUUUAUGGAUCACUAGGAUUUAUACAAGAUGAAUGAAACCUUGUUACUAUUCUGAUUUCAAAGCGUCUUUUCAGAUCUGUUUGCCGCAUAAACAGGUGAACUAAAUUGUAAGGCUGAGAGAUCGAUGAGCCGUCCGUCUAUCAAGAUGGAUUUCGAGAACAAACUGACGGAGGAGCAAAUAAAAGAAUACGAGGAUGCAUUUAACUUUUUUGAUAAAGAUAAAAAUGGUUACAUAACUACGAGAGAACUUGGCGCCAUAAUGCGAUCUCUUGGACAAAAUCCUACAGAAGUUGAGCUCCAAGAGAUGGUGAACGAAGUAGAUUAUGAUGGCAAUGGGGUUGUGGACUUCCAUGAAUUCGUUAAUAUGAUGAUUAAUCAAAACAAUAACACGCUAGACCAGGAGGAACUACUAGAGGCAUUUCGCACUUUUGACGGAGAUGACAAGGGCUACAUAUUUACCAGUGAAAUACGUUACGUUUUACGUCAUAUGGGGGAAAAUAUAUCAGAACAAGUUAUCAAUGAUAUUCUUAAAGACUCAAAUCAUGGUAAAAAAAGAAAAGUUACAUUUGAAGAGUUUGAAAAAAUGGUUAAGCCUGAACUCUAGACCGACGAUCAUCUCAUAGGAAAUGGUUUUAAGAAUGAUUAUAUUUGUUAUUCCAGCAUGGAUGGUUCUUACCUACGCGAGAGUCAAAUCGAAAAUUUCUAUUUGUUUUUUUUUAAGUCAUGCCUCACACAUACUAUCAUAGUGUUAUAAGUGUUGAAGAUAAAAUGGGGUUAAAAUGACCUGUCGUCUUUACACUUAGCAGCACCGACAAUCAGCACCAAGAAAAACUAAAGAUGCAAAAAAUGACGGAUUUACUCAAAUGACACGGAGCAUGAAAAUAACAGAUAUUAAUAUAAGCGUUUCCUGCUAUUUAUGCAAUUUGUGGUAUUACAGAGUAUUAUAAUGUGUCAGGCUUGGCGUUUGAUGCCUUCACACUGCAUGUCUUUAGCGGUAGGGUUUGUUUUUCGUAACAAUUGUCAAUUACAAAUCAUAGUAAAAUGUAACAUUGAAACCAUUAACAAUUGCUGGUUAAAAUGGCCGACUUAUUUUGGGGAAAUUUUUCAAAAAUAACAUGAAAUAAAAACAAAUUUGAAGAGGUGAA
Messenger RNA from Actinia tenebrosa (Australian red waratah sea anemone), 1294 nucleotides. Its product is annotated as neo-calmodulin. Gene Ontology annotation, molecular function: calcium ion binding. The record is from RefSeq and is a predicted model, not a curated record. Lineage: Eukaryota; Metazoa; Cnidaria; Anthozoa; Actiniaria; Actiniidae. Gene Ontology annotation, cellular component: myosin II complex.